CUACAGCAGCGACGCAGUGCAGGAGCGCAGCGCGCGCACAUCCACCGCACUAACCUACUAACCAACGCUACAAGACUGAAGAAUUCCGCGACAACACACACAAUUACCCCGCGCUGUAUUCUGUAUGUGAAGUUUCUCUGAUUAAUGUCUACAAUUUUAACGUUUCAGGGAGCAAACCGGUCAUCAUAAAUCCGUUACUGGAGUUUUCUCAAGGCGAAACUGAACAUUAACACGCGCUCGUGCGUCCGAGCACGCGACCGCUCUCACGGUCCAGCGCGUGCUGCGAUAAUGCGCCACUUUGACUGAAGACGCGCGCCAGCAGCAAUCUCAGCCGCUUCAUAAUAAUUUGAACAUAUAUACUACAUCUGCGCUAUUUUGAUUUUAAUUGUGUCUCCAUUGGUUUUUCUCCCUUCAGUCAGGCACUCUGAAACAGCUGCUCGAGAAUGUCUGCUGCAGAUGAUGCCAACCCAGCAGGUGCUCCUGGAGGAGCCGGUCCUCCUGCUGCCCCUCCAAACACCACCAGCAACCGCCGACUGCAGCAGACACAAGCACAAGUGGACGAGGUGGUGGAUAUCAUGCGUGUGAAUGUGGAUAAGGUUCUGGAGAGAGACCAGAAACUCUCCGAGCUGGACGACAGGGCAGAUGCUCUACAGGCCGGGGCAUCACAGUUCGAAAGCUGUGCUGCCAAACUGAAGAACAAAUACUGGUGGAAGAAUUGCAAGAUGAUGAUUAUUAUGGGUGUCAUUGGAAUCAUCUUCAUCGGAAUCAUUUUCUUGUAUUUCUUCACCUGAGCCAAUCCACCUGCACCGAACGAGAAAAUGAAUGAGUGAAUGAAGAAAACACAAUCAUGAGCUCGGUCCAUUUUCCACAUCCUUCUUGCUUUAAUCUCGAGGUCUCCCCGUUUAGUCAUUUUGCACCUUGAUGUAACAGUAAUACACAGAAAUCUGCUCUCCUUUAUCCUCUUGCAGAAUUAGCACAUUGCAGUUUCUCUCUCUCUCUUUCUCUCUCUCUCUCGUUCCCUCCCUUCCAGAAUCUCCUGCAUUAUUUAAAUGUUUUGCAGACAUUCAUACAUGAAUGCACAGAGAGAGCAGAAGAGAAACAGACUGGGAGAGGCCGG
Carassius carassius (crucian carp) is the source of this 1117-nucleotide messenger RNA. RefSeq names its product vesicle associated membrane protein 1b (gene vamp1b). Bases 444 to 791 code for a protein of 115 amino acids. Gene Ontology annotation, biological process: vesicle-mediated transport; SNARE complex assembly; vesicle fusion. Gene Ontology annotation, cellular component: plasma membrane; SNARE complex. The record is from RefSeq and is a predicted model, not a curated record. Lineage: Eukaryota; Metazoa; Chordata; Actinopteri; Cypriniformes; Cyprinidae. Gene Ontology annotation, molecular function: syntaxin binding; SNAP receptor activity. The transcript has 5 exons.